Molecule: messenger RNA, 1917 nt
Organism: Stegodyphus dumicola
Lineage: Eukaryota; Metazoa; Arthropoda; Arachnida; Araneae; Eresidae
Gene: Myt1
Product: protein kinase, membrane associated tyrosine/threonine 1
Biological process (GO): protein phosphorylation; negative regulation of G2/MI transition of meiotic cell cycle; meiotic cell cycle
Cellular component (GO): cytoplasm; nucleus
Molecular function (GO): ATP binding; protein kinase activity
Source: RefSeq, a predicted model, not a curated record
AUGGCUGAAAAGAACAAAUGUGUUAACUUUUUGUCAACUAUGCACAAUGAUGACCAUAUUGAUGAAACCACAGGAUAUUUGAAGAAAUCUGAAUUUUUCUCAAAUGGUGUGUACCUUCGAUUAACUCUGGAUUUGAGAAGUAGAGUCUUGAGCAUCAGAGAUGAAGUCUCUGAUGUUUCGUCGGUCACUAAAUCCCCUCUGCCUGCUCCAAAAUUUUUCACAAAACAGUCAUUUUCUUCUAAAAAGGAAAGGCUGAGUUUUCCUGCAUCAAAGCCACCUCCGACCCCUAGAAUAAAAGUUCAAGGUAAAGGCUGUGCUUCUGUGAGUCGUUUAUUUUCUAAUCAAAGCGGCUAUUCAGACCAAGCCCAGAGUAUCAGUUUUCGAGAUUCAGCAUCAUCAUUAUCUUCAAAAUAUGAUUCCAGCAGUAAUAAAUUAUACUUUCAUCAGUGUUUUGAAGUCAUAUGUAAGCUUGGCUCUGGAUCAUUUGGAGAUGUUUUUAAAGUAAAAUGCAAAGAAGACGGAAAAUAUUAUGCAGUCAAACGUGCUAAAGAAAAAUUUACUGGAAGAUCUGACAGAGCACGGAAAAUACAGGAAGUCCAGAAGCAUGAACAACUACCUAGUCAUCCAAACUGUGUUACCUUUUACAAAGCUUGGGAAGAAAAACAGUAUCUUUACAUUCAAACUGAAUUAUGUAGUUGUAGCUUAAGUCAAUAUGCAGAUAAGAAUCAUAACAUUCCAGAAAGUAUCAUCUGGUCGUACUUAAUCGAUUUGUUAUCAGCUGUGAAGCAUUUACAUAACCACAAUUUAGUUCAUUUAGAUAUUAAACCUGACAAUAUUUUUAUUUCGGAGGAUGGUGUGUGCAAACUCGGUGAUUUUGGUCUAGUUCUUGAUCUGUCAAAGCCUGAUGUUACAGAUGCAAUAGAAGGAGAUCCAAGAUACAUAGCACCAGAAUUAAUGCAAGGCAUUUUUACAAAAGCUGCUGAUAUUUUCAGCUUGGGUAUUACUAUACUAGAGCUGGCUUGUGACUUAGACUUGCCUCAAGGUGAUGAAAUGUGGCAUCAGUUGAGAAAAUUGGAAAUACCAGCAGAAUUUUUGAAAGGCCUUAGUUUUGAGCUUUGUGAAGUGAUAUUUGCUAUGAUGGAGCCUGAUUACUUAAAAAGGCCUACAGUCGCUGAUAUUUUUCAAAUUGAUUCUGUAAAUAAAGUAUUCCAUAAAAAGUCAGUCCAUUUCUCACAUUUGGUACAAAAUUGCUUCACACCAGAAAGUUAUAAAUCACCAUCUUCAGACUGGAGUUCCAGUAUACCUGAUGAUGUGUUUUAUGAGAAUGCUCAUAAGAUCCACAGUAUAUUGAACGACUCAUGCAGUGGGGAAAAUCACUCUAUUUUCAAUGAUUUAUCGUUUUGUGAUAGCCAUAGCUCCAGUUUUGAAUGUUCACAAGCAGCAUGUCUGGCAAUGUCUACUCCAUGUGGAUUUCGUUAUUGGAAAGAAAAGCUUCAUGAUGCUUCCGGAUCUCCUUGUUUGUCUAGUAGCAAAAAAAAAGGGAUUUCUCCUUCUUCUGGUGUUAGCCCUAAACAGUUUAAAAGUCCUCGUUUACAACUUUUCAAAGAAAGUGAUUCAGAUGAUGAUCUCAGUUUGAUUUCAAAUAUUCCACCAAAGAACCUGAUGAGUGUAUUUGACUCAUUGACAGAAGAUUGAUCAUAAUUUUAGGAAAUAUUCAGCAUUUUGCUGUUUGGUGUAUAUGUAUAACUUCGCAUUAAAAAGUUUGUAAAUAAUGUAAAUUAUUGAAUUGAUCCCUUCAUUUAUUUGAAGACAUUUUAUAGUGCUGUAGUGUUCAUGUUAUUAAUUUUUAUUUCUAUAAAAAAUAUUAUGCAAAUGUUUUGUAUAUUUUAUGCACAAUAAAACAAAAUAUAUUUCUUA